Molecule: messenger RNA, 1578 nt
Organism: Fulvia fulva
Lineage: Eukaryota; Fungi; Ascomycota; Dothideomycetes; Mycosphaerellales; Mycosphaerellaceae
Product: Cytochrome P450 monooxygenase
Exons: 2
Coding region: 1-1578 (525 amino acids)
Molecular function (GO): heme binding; iron ion binding; oxidoreductase activity, acting on paired donors, with incorporation or reduction of molecular oxygen
Source: RefSeq, a predicted model, not a curated record
AUGGACGUCUCUGCAACAGAAAGGCUUGGAAUUCCUCCAGUCUGGGUUCUCCUGCUCUGCCUCCUAUGUGCUACAGUCGCCAUCGUCCGCCUAUCUUCAUGGCCACAAAGCGGGACUCGGACGCCUAGCCAUAGGAGUGAACCGCCAGUUCUUCCACAUUGGAUACCAUAUCUGCAACAUCUUCCUUACUUUCUCUGGAAUCCAGGAGCCUUGUAUAAAGCUGGGAAAAGGACGUUUCCAAACACGCCUUUUACUUUGGUCCUGAAUGGGACGAAAUUCCACGUCUUCGACUCGCCAGACACUGUCAAGCGUGUGUUCAGUGAAUCGAGAAAGUUGUCCUUUGCGCCUGUCAUUGCCAGUAUGAUGGAAAAUGGUAUGAGCCUCCCGAUUCCGGACCGACCUAAGUUCUUGUCCAAAGACGCAUCUCCAGGAGAGCCCAAGUUCGUCACGGAGAACCAUAAUAUUUGGGUCCAGAACCUGUCGGGAAAAGCUUUAGAUGAUAUCAUGACGAUUUACAUGAAGAAUUUCCGGGCUGUGCUCGCUGAGCAAGUAGCAAUGCACUCGACCGAUGUGAUCAGAGUCAAUUUGUUUCAAUUUAUGCGGAGGUUGAUCUUCGAGACUUCAGCUCUGACAUUCUUCGGUCCCCGUCUCAGAGACAUAUGGCCCAGUAUGUGGGAAGACUGGAGGCGGUAUGAUGAUGCAACAUACAUUGGCAUACGGUCCAAUCUGGCAUACUACUUACAGCCUGGAGCGCAUGCUGCGAAGGAGAAGAUGCUUAAGUCUUUUGAGAAAUGGAUUGAAACUGCUGGCGAAGAGGAUUGGAGCGAUACGGACGGAGUCUGGUGCGAAAGAUGGGGCUUCAAAAUGAAUUGGCAGAGGGACAAGCUUGCUAGUAAGAGAGGAUUCACAUCUCGGGGGAGGGCCUGUCUGCAGGCUAGCUUUCUAUUUGUUAUCGUGACGAAUGCCGCGCCGAUGGCAAGCUGGUUCAUGUGGUGCGCAGCUGGCACGCCAGAACGAUUGGCAUUAUACCGGGCUGCGGCAACCCAAGCGAAAGGAACAAAGUCCGGUGACAUCGAUGAUGGGUUCCCCAACUUGGACAUGGCUGCAGUAAGACAAAGCCCCUACAUCCAUGGUCUCUGGCUUGAAGCGCUGCGUUUAGGAACUGCGAGUGCCGCCGCUCGGGUCGUGAUGCAGGAAGACAUGGAAUUAGAAGGUUUCCUGGUACAGCGCGGCAGCGUUGUGUUGAUACCUGUGCAGCUCAUGCACUUGAAGGAGGAAGUUUUCCAAGAUGCUAACCAUGUCCGACCUGAGAGAUGGAUGAGAAGCGACCAAGACCAGCUUAAGCGCAUGAAUGACCACAUGCGACCCUUUGGUGGAGGCACGUCUAUAUGCUCUGGCAGACACGUUGCUGAAAGCGAGGUCACUGGCGUGGUAACAAGUCUGCUUUUAAUGUUUGACGUCACGUUCGAGAUGGGCCUGAAGGAAUGGGAGUUCAAUCCACGAAGUUUAGGUGUUAUGGCACCAAAGAAUGAUCCAGUUGUGAACUUGCAACGUAAACGAGAUGCUUGUGGAGUAUGA